AUGUGAGCGCAUCUACGCAGAGAGACACUCAGUGGGCAAGUAAACCCAGACCCACCAUAUAAAGACGGUCUGAUAGACAAUACCCACAGACUGUGAGAAGAGUUUGGUACGAAGCAACGCUCAAGAGUGGAUUCACACAGUGUUUUUAAUAAGGACAGACACAAAGCUACCUCAUUUAUAUCCUUUGGGGCUCAUCACUGUAAAGUUCGGAUUGGAUAUUGAUUUGAGCCAACGAAACCCUCUAAACACUAAUGAGUGUGACAAACUCUUCUGCUUAUCGAUCGGAGUGCAGGAGCAAGACUUCCUCUUCAUCCACCACUAAUCCAUACAUGGAGAAAAGCCGAGGACUCUUUGCUGAGGACUUUGGAUCUUUCAUGUGUCCAAAUGAUGCUUUGGGAUUUCCAAACAGAACAGGAAGCCCUGGGAACAUCAAAACACUGGGAGACACAUACGAAUUCACAGUGGAUGUCCGAGACUUCUCACCUGAGGAUGUUAUAGUCACCACUUCUAACAAUCAGAUUGAAGUUCAUGCUGAAAAGCUUGCUACUGAUGGCACAGUGAUGAAUACUUUCAACCAUAAAUGCCAGCUCCCAGAGGAUGUGGAUCCCACCUCGGUGAAGUCAUGUUUAGGGGCUGAUGGGACUCUCACUAUAAAAGCACAGAGAAACCCUGCAAAAUUGGAGCAUGCACAAACGUUCCGCACGGAGAUCAAAAUGUAGAUCUUUGUCCUUCAGUUUUCUUAUGUAAACUGAACUUUGCUUGUUACUUAGUAUUGCUUUGUCAUUCCUCCAUGAUCUCCUCUCAUUACUUCUUAUUACACUAUACUAAUUUAAUCAUGUUGCUGCAUGUGUGCAAAACACUGAAGACAAAUACACUGCUUACUUCAAUUUCCCAGUUACAUUGCACCUUAUACAUAUAGUAUAUAGUGGCAUCCAAACGUCUGACAGCACACUUAAAAUAAUAAUACAUUUAUGUUAAGAUAUAUAAAUUCUAAUUCCUUACUAAUCAGGGUUUUGAUAUUGACCAUGGUAGAGGAAAACAUUCAUCCAAAUAUUUUUAAAAUGUUGUCAUCAUUUAUAAAUGCUUUUGUUGGAAUAAAAGAUGUAAUGUAAUGCACUGACAGCCUCAGUCACCAUUCCCUUUUAUUGUAUGGAAAAAAAUGUAAUGAAAGUGAACGUUGACAGACUCUCAACAUUCUGCCUUUAUGUUUCACAAAAGAAAGAAACCCAUAUAGGUUUGGAAACACAUAAUGAUGACAGAUUUUUAUUUAUAUAUUUUGUGCUUAGUUUUUCCUCUACUUUCUUCAUACUAAUGUAAAUGUCAAUUUUAUUAUUAACAUGGGUCAUAAUAUGUCUAAUGAUAAUAAAUUAAUUAAAUUAAAAAUGAUGCAAUGAAAAUUUCGCAACCCAUGUCCAAGCAUUGAGGAACCUUUGCAUUGAACUUAUUAUGAAAAGUUAUUUUUUUUUAAUAUAAACCUGUGCUGUUCUGUGUAAUUAAAAACACAAAUGUAAUUAAAACAUAUUAAACAGAACAAAUCCAGCUGAUUCAUCCUUUUAAAUAUUUGAUAUAUUUCAAGCUUGUGAGUCAGUGGUUUGGUUUGUGCUUUCAGUAUAGUGGACAUCAUGACUAUGAACAAAUAAUAAGAAGGCCAACUCAGUGUGCUAUUGAGUACUUGCUCUAUGAAUAGAGUCUGCUGUCAUUUUUCAGUCUUAUCAUCUACUAUUUUUGAUAUGUCAACUUUCAACCUGUCACUGUUGUAACAGAUACAAAUAAAUGUCAAUUGGUACUUGCACACAAUGUUCUUUUGCACACAAUUUUCUUAAUUUUCAAAUUAAUAAUUUAAUGUGACAGCUAGAGCUAGGCUUUAGUUUUAUAUAUUGCUAAUAAAACACAGUCAAUGCUUUCCCCAAGAAUAAAUUAUCCCUCUAUCCAGAUAAAUGUUAUGACACUCUUAAUAUAAUGCUGGAAUAAUCAACAGUAUGGAUGUAUUAUUCUAAAUCUUUUUUUCACGAACUAUGAAAUGCAGUACUAAGUACUAAAACUUAGCUUGCCUGUUCAUUUUUGCCAAAAGCUACAGCAUCAUGGUUCACUGGUCAUUUAGUUAAUGGCUAAAAUGUGCACUAAAAAUAAGCAUACAGGCUGAUGUUUGCCCGCAGACUUGAAUGUGAUUUACAUAUCCAUGAAUAUAAAAUGGUCAUGUGUAAAUGCAAAACGACCAGAAUAAAUAAAACAUUGCGAUUUACUUUUUCAA
This is a messenger RNA of Paramisgurnus dabryanus, 2251 nucleotides long. RefSeq names its product heat shock protein family, member 7 (cardiovascular) (gene hspb7). The record is from RefSeq and is a predicted model, not a curated record. Gene Ontology annotation, biological process: heart development. Gene Ontology annotation, cellular component: nucleus; cytoplasm. Lineage: Eukaryota; Metazoa; Chordata; Actinopteri; Cypriniformes; Cobitidae.